UCUGUGCUGUGGGCUUCGCGCGAGCCACGGCCACGGGGCGCGUUGGGGUCGGUUGGAGUCCGGGCAUGGCCCGGAGCCACUUGGCUCCGUUGCUGACUCCCCUAGUGCUCCUAGGUCUGGUGUCCCCUACUCAGAUCGACCCAGACUACCAAUACUUUGGCCCGCACGGUGAAGGUGAUACCUGGGAGCUGCUGACGCUGCAGCGACAAAAGGUACUGGAAGACUCAGUCCUAGGCCCGUGGGGAAAGUGGCAUUGUUUCUGCAGCCUGGGCAGACAGGAACGCAGCCGUCAGGUGUUGGGUACGGCACCAGUCCCUGUGUUCAUGGACCGAGAGAAGCUGGUACAGAUGAGGCCGUGCGGGCAACAGGAUUGCUCAUCUUGCAGCCUGAAGGACUGCAACUCGAGGCCCUGAGCAGAGUCACUGAGGGCCAGGCUCCCGUAGCAACGGGGCGGAGCUUGCAAAGUGACCCUGCCCACCCUCGAUUACAAACCACGCCCUUGGAGAUAGUCCUCAAAGACUACAAUUCCCAGGAGAGAAGAGCAGACCAGCGGCGACAGCGGCGCGUGCGUAAACGACUACGCCGGAGGGCGCAUCGAGGGCGGAUUCUGCGAGCCGAUUGGUCAGCAGCAAGAGCCGCUGCAGUUUUCGCGGAAAACGCGCGCUGGGACCUGCGCUUGCAGAGUUGUUUUCUACAACUGUUGGCUGUCGCAGAGGCAGCAUGGAUCUCAGCGAGCUGGAGAGGGACAAUACGGGCCGUUGUCGUCUGAGUUCUCCUGUUCCUGCUGUGUGUCUCAAGGAGCCGUGCGUUCUGGGCGUGGAUGAAGCGGGCCGAGGCCCUGUGCUUGGUCCCAUGGUCUACGCCAUCUGUUACUGUCCCCUGUCUCGCUUGGCAGAUCUGGAGGCCCUGAAAGUGGCAGACUCAAAGACCUUGACAGAGAACGAGCGGGAGAGGCUCUUUGCGAAAAUGGAGGAGGAUGGAGACUUUGUGGGUUGGGCUUUGGACAUCCUGUCUCCAAACCUGAUCUCUACCAGCAUGCUUGGGCGAGUCAAGUACAACCUCAACUCCCUGUCACACGAUACAGCUGCGGGGCUAAUACGGUACGCACUGGACCAGAAUGUGAAUGUCACUCAGGUGAGCUGUUGGGUUACAGCCCUUUGGUCACCUUCUGAUAAAAGGGCCUUUAAAAAGUUGAAGCUGGCCUCUGAUGCUGUCACCAUUACCUCUGUCUCCCUAGAUCCCAAGACCAAAGCCUGGCUGAGGAAACAUGUGGACCCCGUGUUUGGCUUCCCCCAGUUUGUACGGUUCAGUUGGAGCACAGCCCAGGCCAUCCUGGAGAAGGAGGCAGAACAUGUCACUUGGGAGGACUCAGAAGCUGAGGAGGAUCCUGAGCGACCGGGAAAAAUCACCUCCUACUUCAGCCAGGGCCUACAGACCUGCCGCCCUCAGGCCCCCCACAGAUACUUCCAGGAGCGAGGCCUGGAGGCAGCCAGCAGCCUCUAGGAGCCCACGUGUGCACCACCUGCCCUUCUAACCCAGGAAUAAAAGCUGUUCAAGAAGUGGA
Molecule: messenger RNA, 1564 nt
Organism: Mus caroli (Ryukyu mouse)
Lineage: Eukaryota; Metazoa; Chordata; Mammalia; Rodentia; Muridae
Gene: Thsd8
Product: thrombospondin type 1 domain containing 8
Source: RefSeq, a predicted model, not a curated record